UAAACCACACCCACACACUUUCUCCCAAAUCUAGACCUCUCCCCCCAUUGGCUGCUAGUUACUAACAGCCUUGUACUCCUUCUGCUACUUCUACUACAAGAAGAAGAAAACAAGGCCGAGUUGCUGGAGUCUAGAGAUCGAUCGAUCGAUCAGCACACGUACGUUUAACUGAGCAGGCUCUGAAUGGUCACCAUGGGGAAGAAGGCAGCAGACCACGAAGCAGAAGGGUACAGCUGGGCCGACGACGACGGCGUGGACGCCGAGGGCCGCGCGACGGAGCUGCGUCCCCUGGCGCUGCGUCGUCCGCACACGCAGGCGUUCCACCUGGCCUGGCUCUCCCUCUUCGCCUGCUUCUUCGCCGCCUUCGCCGCGCCGCCCAUCCUGCCAGCCCUCCGCCCGGCGCUCGUCCUGUCGCCCUCGGACGCCUCCUCCGCCGCCGUGGGCUCCCUCGCGGCCGCGCUCGUGGGCCGCCUCGCCAUGGGUCCGGCCUGCGACCUCCUCGGCCCGCGCCGCGCCUCGGCGCUCUCCAGCCUCGCGUGCGCUGCGGCGCUCGCGCUGGCCGCGGCCUCCGCGUCCACCCCCGCGGGCUUCGUCGCGCUGCGCUUCUGCGCGGGCCUCUCCCUCUCCAACUUCGUGGCCAACCAGCACUGGAUGUCGCUCAUCUUCGCGCCGUCUGCCGUGGGCCUCGCCAACGCCGUGGCCGCCGGAUGGGCCAACGUCGGCAGCGCCGCGGCCCAGGUCGCCAUGCCGCUGGCCUACGACUUCGUCGUGGGCCGCCUCGGCGUGCCCAUCACCGUGGCCUGGCGCGUCGCCUACCUCAUCCCCUGCGCAUUGCUCAUCGCCACGGGCCUCGCCGUUCUCGCCUUCCCCUACGAUCUCCCCAAUGGUGCGCCCAAACAAGGGAAGAAGAAGGAGGGGUUCUGGAAGGUGGUGCGAGGAGGGGCGUGCGACUACCGGGCGUGGGUGCUGGCUCUCACCUACGGCUACUGCUACGGCGUGGAGCUCGUCAUGGAGAACGUGGCGGCAGACUUCUUCAGGAGGCGGUUCCGGCUGCCCAUGGAGGCCGCAGGGGCCGCCGCCGCGUGCUUCGGCGUGAUGAACGCCGUGGCGCGGCCCGCGGGAGGGGUGGCGUCCGACGAGGUCGGGAGGCGGUUCGGGAUGCGCGGGAGGCUGUGGGCGCUGUGGGCCGUGCAGAGCACCGGCGCGCUGCUCUGCGUUCUGGUCGGCAGGAUGGGCACCGCGGAGGCGCCGUCGCUGGCGGCGACAAUGGCGGUCAUGGUGGCGUGCGGGGCAUUCGUGCAGGCCGCGUCCGGGCUCACCUUCGGCAUCGUUCCCUUCGUCUCCAAGAGGUCGAUGGGCGUCGUUUCCGGCAUGACGGCAAGCGGCGGCGCGGUGGGCGCGAUGGUGACGAACAGGCUCUUCUUCAGCAGCGCAAUGUACACGGUGGAGGAGUCCAUCUCCUUCACGGGCCUCACCAGCCUCCUCUGCACUCUCCCCGUCGCGCUCAUCUACUUCCCGAGCUCCGGGGGAAUGCUCUGCGGCGCCGACGAGGACGACGGCCAUGUACAUAACGACGACGAUUACAUGCUUCUGAAAUGAUCCAUCCAUCCAUGUGGAAAUUGAUCGGUGCUUGCACGCGCAUGCGCUCCGUCGAUCGACCUGUAAAUACAUGUAGUGAUUGUGGAUAGUUGCAUGCAUGCUUCUGAAUUUGGGAAUGAAAAUUGCAUUCAAUUGUCUCCA
This is a messenger RNA of Brachypodium distachyon (stiff brome), 1740 nucleotides long. Its product is annotated as probable high-affinity nitrate transporter 2.4. The record is from RefSeq and is a predicted model, not a curated record. Gene Ontology annotation, cellular component: membrane. Bases 184 to 1599 code for a protein of 471 amino acids. Gene Ontology annotation, biological process: transmembrane transport. Gene Ontology annotation, molecular function: nitrate transmembrane transporter activity. NCBI's taxonomy places the organism in Eukaryota, Viridiplantae, Streptophyta, Magnoliopsida, Poales, Poaceae. The transcript has 2 exons.